Molecule: messenger RNA, 4532 nt
Organism: Effrenium voratum
Lineage: Eukaryota; Dinophyceae; Suessiales; Symbiodiniaceae
Source: the annotation of a GenBank genome assembly
AUGGAGAUCGCCAACCUCGAUGUGGAGAUCCGAGACAAGACCGCAGAGAUUGAAGAUGCAGAGGAUGAGGAGACUGUGGCGAGACUCACUGCUGAGAUCGAACAGCUCAAGGAUCGUAAGCAGAAGCUGAAGGAAAGAGCCAGAGAAGAAGACAGAAAGGCCAAGGCCAUCAAGCAGGCCGGGCAGUUCAAGCUCACAAGCGAGAACGUGCUCUCGCAGGAGUGGCAUGAUAGCCGCUACUAUGGGGCAAGGAAGGCUGGCGUGAAAGACGAGGAGUACCAGAACGAUAUCCUUGAAGGCGUCGAGACAGAAGGCGUGGAGGACAUUGGCGGUGGAAAGGUGCGUGUCCUGACGGGCGAUGCACGUGUCGCCAAGAAGAGCCAGCUGAGGCAAGCGGACCAGACCAAGUUCGUGCAGGCAGCAAGGAGGUACCGGAGUCUGACACAAGCUGAGGUGUCAAGGUUUAAGGUAGAGACGAAGGAGGAUGAGGCGAAGGUUAUGGAAAAGAAGCGGGUGAACCUGUUCGCCAAGAGGCUGAGGCACAUGACGCCUCAGAAGAAGCUGGAGAGGAAACAGCGAGUAGCGGCCGCGAAGAAGAGGAGAACUGUCUGCAGGAGCAUGGUUUGGCAUGGAAAGUGCAAAGAUGGAGACAAGUGCAAGUUCGACCAUGACGUGGCCAAGUACGAGAAGGCCAACCUGUGCCCGCAGUUCAUACACGGGCAUUGCAGGCAGCUGACGAAGUGCAAGAUGAAUCACGAUGCGGUGGAGCGAGAAAUCUGCCGAAUCCUGAAGAGGCAGAAGAAGGUGAAGAGGAAGAAGAGCGAGGCGCAGACAGGUCAGAAAGGAGCGAGUCGGACCUCUGGUCCGGCCGACUCCGAUUCUGGCGGUUCUGCAAUGGAGCAAGAGGAUGCAAAAAGUACGGUGAGGCUGAUCGAGGCCAAGGAUGUGAAGAGUACAGUGAGGUUGGUCGAGGCCAAGGAUGUGAAAGAUCCCUCAUCGUUUGAGGCUCCCUAUGCAGAGCAAGGAGAAUGGAUCUCCAUGAAUUUCGACACCGGAGCGGCUGUCACGGCGAUUCCAAAGAAGCUGAGCGACUACUUGGAGUUGAAAGGUGACCCUAACUCCAGCAGCUACAAGACGGCCAGUGGUGAGUUGCUUCCAGACGAAGGCGGGGCAGUCAUGCGUGGAUAUACUAAUGACUGCUGCGGACGAAGCAUAGAGGGCCGCUUGGUGGAUGUCCAUCGAUUGCUGGUCUCAGGAAGUGCGGUGUCGAAGAAGAAUGUGGUGAUCCUGGAUGGCAAUGAGGGUUGGAUUAUCCCCCGGGACAGCAAGAUCGGCAAAGGCGUCCGCGCGACUCGCGACGACCUCAUCAACCAGAACUACAAGGAGGCAAAGAUGAUCACGAAGAUGUACGAGAGGAAAGGCAUCUUUCUCUUCGACCUGUGGAUGGACAAGCACACCAAGAUGAAUGGUGUGGAUGCCAAGGAGCUCGGAGCAGUGCAAGGUGAAGAGUCUGCUGAGGGUGAAGGUGGUCGGAAGCCGAAGCUGUUGCGAUCGCCGGUCACCAUGACAGUAGACGAGAUUGAGGAGCACGAAACGCAGGCGACCAUCCAUAGGACCUGGUGUGGUCACUGCAUGCGUGCUCGUGGACUACACGAACGACAUGCUUCAGAAGCUCAGAAGGGAAAGGAUGAGAGAGGAUUGCCGAUCAUCUCCAUGGACUACUUCUGGAUGGGCAAGGACUCCAAGAACAGAGACGUGCCGGAUCCUGAGGGUGAGUUACCGUCUCUGCAGAUCAAGGAUGAACACACAGGCUUUGUAUGGGCCAGUGUGGUACCGGCGAAAGGGGCGGACCUCUACGCCGUCAACUUUGCCAUCCAGAGCGUCGAGGAGAGCGGCUACCGGAGGAUCGUGCUCAAAUCGGACAAUGAAUCGUCAAUCAAAGCUUUGAAGAGUGCGAUCAAAGAGGGAAUCAAGAGCGUCGAGAUCGUGAUGGAGGAAGGUAAGACAGGUGACUCGCAGUCGAACGGAAGCUGCGAGGUGGCGGUCAGGGAGACCAAGAGGCAAGUCAGGGCGAUGAAGAGCGCCCUGGAAGAGAAGAUGGGUCUGAAGAUCCACUCGAGGUGGAAGAGACCUUCGGUCACCUUCGGGAGAGUAUGGUUUAAGCCUCGGAGUUACGUGCGUUUGGCUUACGACACCAUGCGUGAGGGCCUGUUUCUGGGGGCCCAUGGGCGCAAUGGCGAUGCGCUCACCGAGGGCGUGAAGGGCGGAAGUGUGAAGAGAGUCCCCGACGAGACGAAAUUCGACCAGAUGUGCGGCACGCCAUGGAAGAUGAGGCCAAAGAGGCCUGAAGACCUAGUCGCGCCCGCCGUUGCUCUUCCAGCGGUCCCUGAGGGAGUUCGUUUGAUGCCUGAGCCCUCCGAUAAGGGAUCAGGUCAAGUCAGGAAUUUGUACGUCAAGAAGGCCGAUGUGGAGGGAAACUUCACUCCCGGCUGCGAUGGCUGCAAUGCCAUCGUGGGGCUCCCUGCAAGGUCCCACAGCGUGGAAUGCAGAACGCUGGUUGAGCAAAGGCUCAUGGAGACCGAGGAGGGGCGCGACUGCGUCAUGAGGGCAAGGAAGAGAAAGGCGGAUGCCGCCGGAAAGGAGGAUAAGUCAGGAGACGUGGUGGUUCCCGCCAUAGAAGGCAUGCCAGACAUGGAGGAAGUUGCAGCUUCGGCCGUCGGCGACCGAUGGAAGAUCCUGCGGAAGGCCUUCACAGAGCUAAGUCCCCGGACAGAAGGGGACGUGGCCCUGGAAUCGGCCAUGCAGGAGAGAGAGGCCGGAGCUUCGAGCUCUGGGAGCGCUGGAGCACAGCCCUCGGGAGCUGAUCCUGCUAUAAGCUUUCUGGAGAAAGUGUGCAGUGAAGUGCUACUCGGGCUGGACAAGACGUUUGUGCCUGAGACAAUACAUGAGAUGAACCAGCUGUACCAAUCGUUGGGAAUGAGCGGCGCCGACGUGGCCGAGAUCUAUAACCCGAAGCGGUUCACGUCGAAUUCCAACGCGUUCGGUCUGCAGCCAGGCUUCGCGAUUGACUUGACGCUGCAGAAGGAUGAUGAAGGAGAAGCCCGCGUUCUUGAUCGGGUCACCACCUUGUGGGCCUUUCAGCCCACUGCAGAAUCUGAGCAAUCACAGGCGUACUUGGAACAACACCGGAACGGCCGAUACUUCCUUCACGAGCACGCGAAGCCUUCGAGAAGUUGGAAAGAGCCAUGCAUUGAGAAGCUACAAGCCAUGGACGGCGUCUACACGGUGCAGGCUCCGAUGUGCAAGUGGCAUAUGAAGGCUGAAGAUGGGCAAGGAGUUGGAUUCGUGCGCAAAGAGACGUGCUACGUCACCAACUCCGCCGAAAUGGCUAAUUAUAAGGCACUUGAAGGGCGCUGUGAAGGGAGCCACAGGCAUGUCCAUCUGAUCAACGGGCGGGCUCGUGAGGCACAAGUCUACCCGCCGAAGCUGGUGAACGCGAUUUUGAGAGGAAUCAAGAAGGAGCUCAUGAACGCAGGCGAGAUCAGUGAACUGUCUUCGAUCACUGCAGGUCCUUCGCCUGACGAGACAAGCAGCGAGCCCACAGAAUCUUUCUUCGACCCUGACGUCCAGACAGAAGGCGUCUUCUUCGAAUCCGUGACCGGCACGCCUCUGAAGACCGAGAAGGUCUGGGAGGCGAGACGCGAGGAGAUGACAUGGGUGAAGAAACAGGACCUGUACGAAGUGGUGGAUGAGCAGGUGAGCAAGUCGGGACAGCCUUUGAAGUUGCGGCUGAUUGACAUCAGCAGAGCACACUUUGGACAAGCCCGCCGACGGGUGUUUUGCAACUUGGGAGAAGAGAUCCCUGGCAAAUGCGCGCUCCUGAAGCGCAGCAUGUACGGCACCUUGGACGCGGCUUCGAUAUGGCAACACACGUAUGCUGAUGUUCUGAAGAACAACAUCAAGCAAUGCAAUGCAUGGCCCGCGUUGUUCUAUCAGGAAGAUAGUGAUCUGAGAUUCAUGGUGCAUGGGGACGAUUUCAUCUCCCUGGGUGACGACUUCGCCCAGAACUUUCUUGAGAAGGUCCUGAGCGAGAAGUUUGAGUACCGGGUGGAUGGCCAAAUCGGCCCUGAGGCCGCAGACGGCACAGCCAUGUGUGUUCUCAACCGCGUGCUGGAGUUCAACAAGGACACCGGCAUUCUCACCUAUGCAGACCCGCGAAACGCAGAGGACAUCAUCCGUGCCCUGAAUCUGGAGGAGAGCAAGUCAGUAUCCACUCCUGCGGAGAAGCAGAAGCUCACCGACGUGCUUGCUGAAGCCUCCGUGAGCUUGAGACUGCGACAUCGCACAGGCGGUCAAGUCCUUGGCCAGACACAUGACGUCGCCAACUUCGUACUCUUGGGGGCGACUCAAGCGGCUCGGGCGCUACCUUGUGGUCUGAGCUCGGGCGAGAGCGAGUUCUACGCUCUGGUGAAAGCUGGGGCAAUGGGGCUCGGCUUGCAGGCCAUGCUGGACGAGUGGCAGAUCCCCACCAG